Enterobius vermicularis (human pinworm) is the source of this 972-nucleotide messenger RNA. The record is from the annotation of a GenBank genome assembly. Lineage: Eukaryota; Metazoa; Nematoda; Chromadorea; Rhabditida; Oxyuridae.
AUGGUCUAUUUCAUUUUACUGCAUCUGUUUAUAUUUUCUGCGUUCUCCACAGUUGUUCAAGCUUUGGUUGGUGGAGUCGAAGAAGACUGGAAAAGGAAUGCAUAUCUUGUUAGGGUGUACUCUUGGAAGGACAGCGGCAGUAAGAUGGCCAACGUCUGUGCAGGAACGAUGAUCACCCCGAAAGUUGUGUUGACACCAGCUCAUUGUAUUGCUGAAGCCGGCAUACCUGCGUCUCAGCUGCUAGUAGCUGUUCCUGAGCGUAGAUUAGUGGACAGUGUUAAUGACAACCAAAAAGCUUUAGCCUUCGAGACGGUUACGUUUGAAGCUGUGAUAGGGAAGCUGACAAAGUCGUGGGCUCUUUUAAAAAUUCGUGGUUUAAAUCCAAAUUUAGUAUGCUCACAAAGUCAAACAGCUCCGAAAGGAAUAGUGAGGCUCAAUCUGCAACCAACUUUACUGGACAAAUCUAUGGUACCGAUUAAAAAGGCAGAUAUCAUUAAAAUGGAUUGCUACAUGAUCGGGUUUGGUGGUGGUGUGAUUAGUUUUAAAGACCUCGAACCAGUUCAGAAAGUCAAAGUUACUGAUCUGCAAACCGGUGAAUACGGACUACUUCGCGCUAAACUAUCGAACACUGCAAGAGAGCUUGAUAUGGGGACUCCAUUAUUUUGUAAGCAUGAAAAACUUGGCGACAUUCAAAUUGGCUAUUUAAUGGUUGGUAAACGUGACAGAGAGCCUACAAAGCUGACAGAAAACACAACUUUAUCUGAGAAAACAAAGCCGAAUAAAGAUGAGAAAGCUAAAGAUCUGAAAGAAAACUCAAAGGCCCAGUCUUACAGCAGUAUGUAUCAGGAGCUUCUUUUUUACACGAUACCUACCAAAAAAGCUUUUUUUGAAGCGCUUGAGGAACUGGAUUUGGGUGGUCUUAUCAGUGCUUAUCAGUUAUGUGAAUUCUUGCGUCCACCAAGUGGACUGUAG